Molecule: messenger RNA, 2289 nt
Organism: Saimiri boliviensis boliviensis (Bolivian squirrel monkey)
Lineage: Eukaryota; Metazoa; Chordata; Mammalia; Primates; Cebidae
Gene: SDR9C7
Product: short chain dehydrogenase/reductase family 9C member 7
Biological process (GO): steroid metabolic process
Cellular component (GO): intracellular membrane-bounded organelle
Molecular function (GO): oxidoreductase activity
Source: RefSeq, a predicted model, not a curated record
CCUAGAUUUGUGGCAAGCUUCGGGAGGGAGGAGAGCUCUUCUUCCUGGUGGGUUCCCGCAGACUGCCGGCUAAGGCUCAGAGAACCAGCUUCUUCCCUGCUGUCUCCUGAGCCCAGUCCCUCUUGGCCAUCACAUUGAUCCUGCCCUAUGGCGGCCCUCACGGACCUCUCGUUUAUGUACCGCUGGUUCAAGAACUGCAAUCUGGUCAGCAAUCUCUCAGAGAAGUAUGUCUUCAUCACAGGCUGUGACUCUGGCUUCGGGAACCUGCUGGCCAAACAGCUGGUUGAUCGGGGCAUGCAGGUGCUGGCUGCUUGCUUCACUGAGGAGGGAGCCCAGAAACUUCAGCAGGAUACCUCCUGUCGGCUGCAGACCACCCUGCUGGACGUCACCAAAAGUGAAAGCAUCAAGGCGGCGGCCCAGUGGGUGAGGGACCAAGUGGGCGAGCAAGGCCUCUGGGCCCUGGUGAACAAUGCUGGUGUGGGCCUGCCCAGUGGCCCCAACGAAUGGCUGACCAAGGAGGACUUUGUGAAGGUGAUCAAUGUGAACCUGGUGGGACUGAUCGAAGUGACCCUUCACAUGCUGCCCAUGGUCAGGAGAGCCCGGGGCAGGAUUGUCAACAUGUCCAGCUCUGGUGGUCGUGUGGCUAUCAUCGGUGGUGGCUACUGUGUCUCCAAGUUUGGCGUCGAAGCCUUCUCUGACAGCAUUAGGCGUGAGCUCUACUACUUUGGAGUGAAGGUCAGCAUCAUUGAGCCGGGGAACUACCGGACAGCCAUUCUGGGCAAGGAGGGCAUGGAGUCACGCCUGCGAAAACUUUGGGAGAGGCUACCUCAGGAGACCCGGGACAGCUAUGGAGAGGAGUACUUCUGCAUCUAUACCGACAAAUUGAAAAACAUGAUGCAGCUGGCAGAGCCCAGAGUCGGAGAUGUCAUCAACAGCAUGGAGCAUGCUGUUGUUUCCCGGAGCCCUCGCAUCCGCUACAACCCUGGCCUGGAUGCCAAACUCCUGUACCUCCCCCUGGCUAAGCUGCCCACCCCUGUGACAGAUUUCAUCCUGAGCCGGUACCUUCCAAGGCCAGCAGACAGUGUCUAAACUGGGGAGGCUCAAUAGAUCAGUGGAGCAUAAAAGAGGGGGAGAAAGGACUUUAGGGUCACCAACGGUGGUAUCGGAUAUCCUGGGGGCAUUGGCUGCAAAGGACACUUGGCUCAGCUGACACCCACUGCUGUCAAAUUUACCAGUAACUUCUAACAGAAGAUGAAUGCCUCUUCCCACCCUCUGGGGCCCCACAGAAACCUGAGGCGGCCUUUUUGCAGGUUCAGUGAUCUGCAGCAAUGGCUCCGAGGACGUCUGCCACCCAGUCGGGAUAUGGCUUCUUCUGGUCUUGGAAAAGUCAUGGAGAAAACCAGCUCCUGCUGAAUCAUGAUCUCCUUUCAGUUAUCACUGCCACUGAGAAAUACUGUGGGAUAAUCUAGCCCCCAAGAGAAUCUAACCAUCUUCCUACUGGGUCCCUCAGUAUGCACAACUUCAUUCACAUAACCCAUUAUGUGUUAUGUGAAUGAAGUACCUAAGAGGGCGGAUAGGGCGUGCAAGAUUACAUCAGACAAAAGUUUAAGAUAUUUUCUCUCUUUUUAGAUUCUUCUAUCUAUAGGUGAUUGGGAUCCACAUGAAAUAACAUUCAUUUAUUUAACCAUCAUUGAGUAAUUUUUCAAAUAUUUAUUGAAUGCCUACUACCUACCAGGCACUUUGUAGGUGCUGGGGGAAUAUAAAGAUGAUUAAACCAUGGUCUUGGUUUUUUAUUGUUUAUUUCGUGUUUUGCUUUGCUUUGUUUUAGCACAACAUCUAGUAGCAGAGUUAGGACAAACAGUGAUAGAAGGAAUAGAAAUCAGAAUACAAAUUUUUAGAGCUAGGAAGGACCCUGGAAGUCUUCAUCCAAUACUUCACAAACUUGGCUGUACCUUGUAAACACCCAGUUAACUAAAAAUACAGACUCCUGCACCAGUAUUAGAAAAUCUGAUUCGGUAGGACUGAGAGAAGACCCAGAAAUAUGUGCCUGUAACAAGGACCUAGACGAUUCUGAGGCACCUGGGCAAUCGGGAGCCACCAGAAGUUCCACAGAAGUAGCUGACACUCAGAGGGGAGGGUGACCUGCCUAAGAUCCCAGCUUAGUGACUAAGACAAGGACACCAAUUACAUGUUCAGGCUACCAGACCAGGAUUCUUUUUCGUUACAGAAAAAUCAAUUUCUGAAGUUAGUAACAUUGUCAAAUAAGUCACUGAACUAAUUUAAAUAAAA